Aspergillus calidoustus is the source of this 915-nucleotide messenger RNA. The record is from the annotation of a GenBank genome assembly. Lineage: Eukaryota; Fungi; Ascomycota; Eurotiomycetes; Eurotiales; Aspergillaceae.
AUGUCGACCAUCAAACCAGACCUCACAAUCACCUACAAGAGUCUCGGCUCUCUAGACCUCCCGAUGGACAUCUACCUGCCUAAAGAUGUCAAGAACGCGCCUGUCCUUCUGUGGUUCCACGGCGGCGGUCUUCUUCAAGGCCGCCGCGACCUCAUCUCCCCACACAUGCGCCGCAACGUGCAAACCCGCGGCUACAUCGCCAUCUCCGCAGACUACCGCCUCGCACCCCAAGUCCCCGUGAACGAAAUCUUCGAAGACGUCAAGGACUGCAUCCACUUCAUACGCAACGACCUCGCCUCGGUUUUAUCCAAGGAGAAAACGGAAUUCGAGGGCAUUAUCGACAGCACCCGCCUCGCCGUCUCCGGCAGCUCUGCAGGUGGAUAUCUCACCCUCCUCGCGGGGCUCUACAUCGACCCAAAGCCACAGGUCAUUGUCCCCAUCUACCCGAUAACAGACCCGCUGGGAACGUUCUUUACGAAUCCGCAGCCCGCGCCGAAAGGGCGGUACGCGGCCUCGAGGGACGAAAUGGCCGCGCAUCUUGACCGCAGUGCACCCGCGAUCGCAAGCAGCGGGAAAGUCCCCGAGGACCCGCGGAGCCAUAUGUACGUCUACAUGCUGCGGACUGCAUCACUAGCGGAGUUGUGGGGGAUCGGAGGGGAUGUUUCAGCUACAGAGCAAGAGCGAUGGAGGAUUCCGAGACAGAUAUAUGAGCAUGGCCUGCCCCCGGCUUAUAUCCUGCAUGGGGAUAAGGAUACGGCGGUGGGUGUAGAGCAGGCGGAUGAGGUUGCGGGCGUGAUGGUUGGGUUAGGGUUGAACGUGAAGUAUGAGCGGGUGCAUGGGGCGGAUCACUUUCUGGACAAUGGGGAAGGGUAUGAGAACGAGGCGCUGUAUGACUUUGUGAUGCGGUAUUUGUAG